Messenger RNA from Ruditapes philippinarum (Manila clam), 1321 nucleotides. RefSeq names its product transmembrane anterior posterior transformation protein 1 homolog. The record is from RefSeq and is a predicted model, not a curated record. Gene Ontology annotation, biological process: positive regulation of cilium assembly; maintenance of protein localization in endoplasmic reticulum. Gene Ontology annotation, cellular component: endoplasmic reticulum membrane; ciliary basal body. Lineage: Eukaryota; Metazoa; Mollusca; Bivalvia; Venerida; Veneridae.
AUUAUCCAACUUUGGUCAUGAUAUUUUAGAUGCUUUGUUUUGGACAGCCACUGAACCACGGGGUAAAAGAAGAGAGCAUAUUGGAACAUUGCCUCAUCUACUUAUAGCAAUAGUUUAUGUCAUUAUACAUUGUAUGUUGAUAAUGUUUCAAGCAACAGUUUUAAACGUGGCAUUUAAUUCUCAUAAUAAAUCUCUACUGGUGAUCAUGAUGUCCAAUAAUUUUGUAGAGAUAAAGAGUAACCUGUUUAAGAAGGUAGAUGUGAGUCAUCUAUAUCAGAUAGCAUGUAGUGAUGUGAAGGAAAGAUUUCACUAUGUUAUAUUGCUGGCUGUUGUCUGUGUACGAAACAUGAAUGAAGUUGCCUGGGAUAUAGAUCAUUUAUGGGUUUUGUUGCCAGAUGCUCUAAUGGUUCUUUUAUCUGAGGUUUUAGUGGACUGGGGGAAACAUGCUUUUAUUCUCAAGUUUAAUGAGAUACCUGCAGAUGUCUAUAGAGAAUUUAAAGUAAAGUUAGCCUUGGAUAUGGCAACUAGCAGACAAAGUCAGGCAUUUACUGAUCACUCAGACCUGGUAUCUAGACGUAUGGGUCUGACACCACUACCACUAGCUUGUCUAUUAUACAGAAUACUGAGUAAAUCUGUACCUCUAUCUACAUACAUGGACUUCACUAUAUUGUUUCUUCUCUAUCUAUGCUUGAUGUCUUUCAAAGUGUUCAACAGUAUUGUUUUACUGGGACAUUCUUACAUGGUGAUAGAAAAUUAUGAUAAAGAGAAUCACUCAGCUUCUUCACCCAAUGAGGAUCAAGAACAGAAAACAGAAUCAACCAAUCAGAGACCAGCAUCAGUUGAAGACCAUGCUCCAACGUUGUCAAACCAAAAAACACAUGAAAGAACAGCAUCUUAUGAUGAAAAAAUAUCUAGAAAUUUUAGUCAAAUAUUUUCGGCAGAUUCUUAUACAGAACUUACGCAAGUGCAAUCUGAUACAGCCAUAGAGCAAACUGGUGGAUUUUCUUUAAAAGGAGCAAAACUAGAUUAUAAUGAGAGUGAUGAUGAUGUACGAAGCGUUCCAAAUAAUAAUAAAUCUGCAUCAUAUGUUGAAUCAAAGUCACCUGACCUUGCUGAAAAGUCCGUUUCCUGUGAAAAUAUAAAAUAUUCUUAUGAGAAGCAUGAUGUGACAGGAAAGGAAACAAAUAUUACCCAAAAUGCAAUUGGGAGAUUUACAAUCAUCCAAUGAGAGUCUUUUAAACAUGUCAUGUGAUCAUUUAAAAAGUUCCCAGAAUUCCGUGGGAGAAUCAGGCCCAGCAGGUGAUAGUCAAAAACAGUUUCA